AGCAAGCAAGCCAGCAACGUUCUUUCACUCACUGAUCUUUCUGUGUUCUGUUUGUCGGCCAUUGACAUUCUUCUCUACAUAAGCUUGAAUCUGCAUAUUGAUACUUCUUAACACUUCAUUCGGUGGAGUACAUACUCGAGACCAUCCUUGUGCAUAUAUCAGACAUAUACCCGAGGCAGCGCCCUUCCUUCCUUCUUUCUUUCUUUCCAAGUGACUUUCUCCUUCUUCUGGUCUACAUAGAUCUGCUUCAGCAUAUAUACAUACACAUACAGAUCCUGGAGUUGUCCUGCGCCGGCGCAUACAACACCACAGCACACCUCACCGCAUCAAAACCACAACCACAACCAUAAUCAACCUCGCGCAGCAACCCAACCCCACCACACCAAAGCCCUCAAGUACCUUAAGAAUGUGGUUCCUCCUCCUCCGCCUCUUCAAGUUCGGCGUCAAAGCCCACAAAACCCACAAGGCCAAAAAGAACGGCACCUACGACCCUUCCUCCUCUUCGGGGGGAUUCCCCAUGUCCGCAUCCAACAAAACCGGCACCACCACCACCAUCUCCGCCACCUCGAACAACAUCCCUCCACACCUCCGCCGCAGCAAGCCAAAACACUACCUCAACCUCUUCCUGCACAUCCUCCAACUCGCCUUCGGGUUAACCGCCCUAGCCCUCUACGCGCACCACAUCCACACCAUCCACGACUCGUCCCCGACGGCCACAGCCGGCGCGAAAUGGGUGUACGCGAUCGUGACUGCAUUGCUGGGCUGCGGCACCGCGAUAGCGUACAUCGUGCUGAUGCAGUACAUUCUGAAGACGAGAGUGCCCGUCGCGCGGCGGGAGAGCUGGCAGCUGCCCAUGUUUGUGUGGGAGGCGGUGCUGUGUGUGGUGUGGUUGACGCUGUUUGGGAUCUUCGGGACGGAGUAUCUGGGCAAGAAGUCGGCGACGGAGAGUGGGGAGACAAGGCGGAUGCGGCAUGCCGUUUGGGUGGAUUUGGUGAAUUUGGGGCUCUGGGUGGGUUCGGCGGGGUGGACGGGGGUGAGGUGGUGGGGGAAUCAGAGAAGACCUACUGGAGAGGGGGAGGGUGAGGGGCUGGAGAAGGGGGUUGAGGGGGAGAUGGUUUGAUUCUUCUUCUUGGGUAGUUAUGGGGUUUGGAGACGGAGGGUGGAAGGGAGGAGGGGUUGGGUUGGGGG
Messenger RNA from Aspergillus aculeatus ATCC 16872, 1188 nucleotides. RefSeq lists its product as uncharacterized. The transcript has a single exon. The record is from RefSeq and is a predicted model, not a curated record. NCBI's taxonomy places the organism in Eukaryota, Fungi, Ascomycota, Eurotiomycetes, Eurotiales, Aspergillaceae. Bases 407 to 1120 code for a protein of 237 amino acids.